This is a messenger RNA of Lates calcarifer (barramundi perch), 868 nucleotides long. RefSeq names its product complement C1q-like protein 2. Lineage: Eukaryota; Metazoa; Chordata; Actinopteri; Centropomidae. The transcript is spliced from 4 exons. The record is from RefSeq and is a predicted model, not a curated record. Gene Ontology annotation, molecular function: protein binding. The coding region runs from base 41 to 700 and encodes 219 amino acids.
UAGAAGACACAGUUCAACUGAGAAAACUUCCAAUGUGAGAAUGAAGAUCACUGUGUUUCUCUUGUUGCAGCUGGUCUGCUCAGCUCAGUCUACAGCGGAGGCAGAUAAGGAAAUUCUUGCAAAGCAAAUCGCGCUCCAGCAGCCCUGUCCACAGGACGUCCAUGCUGUGCUGAGAGAACUGACCGCCUCAGUGGCUCAACAAAAGGUGGAGAUGACGUUCUUACAGAAGGAGAACCAAGAGCAAACAGCAAAGCUGAAGACUGAGAUUAACAAUCUGAAGCAACAGCUUGAAGUCAGACAGGUGGCGUUCUCAGCCUCUCUGUUGGCUGAAGGUUCGGUGACUCUUGGACCCUGUAACACGUUCACUACUCUGAUCUUCAAACGUGUCGUCGCAAACAUUGGAAAUGCCUACAACCCAAACACAGGUAUUUUCACUGCACCUGUGAGAGGAGCUUACCACUUCGAGUUCUACGUAGCUGUGAUUGGAGGUCAAACAGCUGCUGUGUUGGUCAAGAACAAAGAGCGCAUUUUUGCAGUGGCUGAGUAUCAGUCGCCUGGUUUUGGGAGUUCUGCUCAAGGCGCUACACUGGCUCUAGAGGCUGGAGAUGUUGUGUUUGUUCAACUGUGGGCUGACAACAAGAUAUUUGACAAUCAAAGUCACCACACCACCUUCAGUGGUCAUCUGCUGUUCACUAUGUGAGAAGGAAACACUCCCUCUUUGAUAUGAAAGAUAUGAAAAUUAAAAUGUUGAAAAUUAGAAAUUCUUCAUCUGAUCAUGACAGACAAUCAUGGUGUAUGGGUAUCUUUUUCUUUUUUGAUUCAUUUCCCUGUCAUUUGAAUUGAACAAUAAACAUGUCAUUGCAGCAUC